Malassezia japonica is the source of this 1725-nucleotide messenger RNA. RefSeq lists its product as uncharacterized. The coding region runs from base 1 to 1725 and encodes 574 amino acids. The transcript is spliced from 3 exons. NCBI's taxonomy places the organism in Eukaryota, Fungi, Basidiomycota, Malasseziomycetes, Malasseziales, Malasseziaceae. The record is from RefSeq and is a predicted model, not a curated record. Gene Ontology annotation, cellular component: Golgi membrane. Gene Ontology annotation, biological process: intra-Golgi vesicle-mediated transport.
AUGGCGGAUUUUACGUCCGUGCUCAGUGCCUGGCGCGAAAUUGGGCUUGAGAAGCUCCAAAAUGAGCUUGCACACCAUGCACCAACGGUGACAUCAGGGCAGAAAGAGGCAUUGCUGUCGCGCAAGGCGCUCGCGGACCGCACGCGCGAAUUCAAGCGGCAGUCGCCCGAGAGCCAGCUCGAGGGGAUCCGUGCGCUGCUCAAGGCCUACCAGGGCGAGAUUGAUCUCUUGACGAACCGCGCCAAGCAGGCGGAGGGCGUGGUGCUCGACGUGCACACGCGCCUUCAGCACGCUCCUGACCCGUAUCCCGUAUUUGAAGUGCUCGUCGACCAAACCGCGUCGGCGAACGAUACCGAGGCGCUGCGUGCGCAGCUCGCCGAGGCGCAGUCGGACCGCUCCGCGCUUCAGCAGCGCUGCGCCGCCGCCGAAGCACGCAUCCGCGAGCUCGGGCAGCGCGACGCGGACGCGGCCGCGGACGCGGCCGCCCAGGCUGCCGAAGCGCGCGCCGAGGCCGAGCGGCGCAUGGCCGAGCGCGAGGCGUCGCUGCAGCGCGAAGUGAGUGCGCUCCAAGGGCACCUGCGCGAGCUGCGCACGAGCCACGAGCAGGUCACUACCCAGCUCCUGCACGCAUCGCAGCCCGGCGAGGGCGGCGGCGGCGAGCAAAUCGAUACCCUGGUCGCCGACCUGCAGAAGGCGAACGAGCGCGCAGCGCAGGCCGAGCGCCGCACGAGUGCGCUGCGCACCGAGUCCGAGCAGGCGCGGGCCGAAGAGGCGGCGGUCUACCGCAAGCACCUUGCCCAGCUCCAGGAGCGUACGCAGGCGCUGGAACACGCGCAGGCGCAGGCGCGCGAGAGCAGUGAGCAGCUGCACGCCGAGGCGCAGCGCCGCGCCGAGGCGGAGCGUCAGGCGGAGCAGCAGCGUGCCGACGCCGCCGAGCAGGAAUCGGCCGCGCUGCGCCACGCGCUGGGUCAGCGCCACGACUAUGACGAGAUCAAGCGUGAGCUCGACGUGCUCAAGGCGGUCGAGUUUGCGGGCGAGGAUGACGAUGCGGCACCGGCAGAAGACGAGGGCGCGACACGCCCACUCGAGGCGCAUCUCGUGCGGCGCAACCACAAGCUGCAAGACGAGCUCGCGACGCUCCGUGCGGCGCUCGCCGACCAGAAGCGCGACGCGGCCGCGGUCGAGGCGGAGCGCGACGCGCAGCGCACUCAGCUCCAGGAGCUCCAAACGCUCACAAAGCGUCUCGAGAGCGACCUGCUGAAUGCUGCGCCGAAGGAGGAAGAGGCGCCGGCGGCCUCGGGGCUGCUGCCGAUCGUGACGAGCCAGCGCGACCGCUUUCGCACGCGCAACGCCGAGCUCGAGCAGGAGCUGCGCACGCAGCUCGAGUCGAUGGCCGAACUGCGCGGCGAGAUCAAGCGGCUCCAGGCCGACAACCUGAGCAUGUACGAAAAGGUGCGCUACCUGCAAAACUUUGGCGGCAAGGUCGCUGCGCCGACGGACAUGCCGUACCCCAUGCAGUCCCGCGGGAUGGACGCCGAGGACCCGUACCGCGCGCGGUACGAGCAGUCCAUCCACCCGUUCGAGGCGUUCCGUGGCCGCGAGCAGUCGCGCGCGCUCGCGUCGCUGAGCCCGAUCGACCGCCUGCUGCACCUGCUCACCAGUGCGGUGCUCGGCAACGCGCAGAUGCGGCUAGUGUUUGUGUGCUAUGCGGGCACCGCGCCGUAG